Argentina anserina (silverweed cinquefoil) is the source of this 1381-nucleotide messenger RNA. RefSeq names its product auxin-responsive protein IAA13-like. Bases 138 to 989 code for a protein of 283 amino acids. Gene Ontology annotation, cellular component: nucleus. NCBI's taxonomy places the organism in Eukaryota, Viridiplantae, Streptophyta, Magnoliopsida, Rosales, Rosaceae. Gene Ontology annotation, biological process: regulation of DNA-templated transcription. The transcript has 5 exons. The record is from RefSeq and is a predicted model, not a curated record. Gene Ontology annotation, molecular function: protein binding.
CCCUUCCUUCUAUACUAGUCCUAGUUCUCAAACUCCCACAAAGAAAAUCCCAUUUACUCUCUUUCUUAGUUUCUCUAUCUCUUUCUUAACUCCCAACUUCUUUCAUCCUGUCUUGAAUCAUCUCUCUUCUGGUUUCAAUGGAAGGCACUCUGGGAUUACUUGGAGGUGGGUCUUCUGGGUGCUCAACUAAUGAGUCAGCAAUGUCAAAGGUGGAUCAUCAGGUGGUGGAGCAAGACUAUGUGGGCAUGUCAUCUGAGGUGUCUUCUUACCCAGCUGAGCUUGAGCUGGGCCUCAGCCUCGGUGGUGGUGCUGCACAGAAGCCUAAAGGGUGUGCAUGGGGUGAGCGUGGAAGAAUCUUGACUGCUAAAGACUUCCCUUCCAUGGUGUCUCAUGGUUCUGCAAGAUUCUCACAGAGAGCAAGCAAUGCUUCCAAUGUUUCUGGGAAUAAGAGGGCUGCUGAAGAAGGUGGAUCUCCCACUGCUGUAAGUCAAGUUGUGGGAUGGCCACCGAUCAGUGCUGCAAGGAUGAACAGCUUGGUUAACCAGGCAAAGGCUGCAAGGUCUGAAGAUGACAAGACAAAGGACAAAUCUAAGGACACUUUUAAGAAGAAAAUGAAUACUGGUAAUAAUAAGUCAACUGUGAAAGAGAAAGGUCAUCUGGGAUUUGUGAAGGUCAACAUGGAUGGGAUUCCUAUAGGGAGGAAAGUGGAUUUAAAUGCUCGCACUUGCUAUGAGACUUUAGCUCAAACACUUGAGGAAAUGUUCUUCAGCAACACUACUAUUAUGAAUUCAAUCGGUGGAGACAAGGAACAAGCAACAAAACUCUCAAGGCUUCUGGAUGGAUCCUCUGAGUUUGUACUCACUUAUGAAGAUAAAGAGGGAGAUUGGAUGCUUGUUGGAGAUGUCCCUUGGAGGAUGUUCAUCACCUCAGUUAAAAGGCUUCGAAUCAUGAGGACAUCUGAAGCCAAUGGACUUGGUAUGCAAUUGUAAAAAAAUCAAGCUCCGAGAUUUCAAGAAAAGAGUGAGAGACAAAGAAACAAACCUAUCUAAGACACAACUAUAUUUACAGUCCGGUAGGACGACAAUGGAAACCUAGAGUUUGACAACAACAGAAGGAAGCAAAAUCUGCUGGGACAGGAGUGCUAAGAAAGAUUGGCUUCCGCUGGGCUUUGUUUGCUUUUCUUUCACAACCAUCCUCUGGUUCAUGCUGGUUUUCUUUUUUGGUUAGGCGAUAUUUCUUUCUUUCUUACAUAGUGCUAGCAUACAGGCCCUGCAUACUCGGCUAAUGCUGCUUUCUCAUACUGUAAAUAUGGGAGCACUUCAUAUCUAGAGUGUUUUGCUGCAAAAUCUAGUGGACUCGUUUUUCUUGAUGAUAGAAGAAA